CGCCCAUCGCCACAGGCCAGGUCCGCGGCUGAUAGCCUGUCACAGCACCGAGAGCCCUGUUGCCGCGUCGUUCGUUGCGCUGCGCUGUUUUCACUGCACGAUCGUUCUUUCUGUGGAUCGUUUGCUGUUGCCCCAGAGCGCUCUCGCUGAAACCCACCGCACCUUGCGCCUGCCCUACCGGACGCCCGCAUCGACUCCCGUGCCCGUCGCCCCCCACAGCAACAACGCCGCGACAGGCUCCACCCGCUCAUUCGCACAACAACAGCAGCACCUCAUACGGGCGUGCGGCUCCUGUUGCGCCGUAUUCUUUCCGCCGGCCCUUGCUGGCUUGCUGGCCGAUCCGUCUGAGCCGUGCAACCGCAAAGGGAGACUACAUUCCGCGCAAUGUCUCUGCCGCAGCGACCGGACGGCUCGCGGAGGGGUGAGAGAGACGCCUUCCGCGAGUCGACCUCGCACCGCCGCCGGAGGACUUCUGACGCCGAAAACACGCGCUCCCACGACCGUACACACAGCCAUAGCAAGAGUGGCGCCCACUCGCACGCUCGCCCGCUGCCCUUGCCCGGGACGCCCGUUCCCAUGGACAGAGAUCCCGUCAUGCGUAGCGCGCAAUCCACGCCUGCGCAGGACUUGGGCAGGAAGCGCAGCCUGAUCCGCCCAGACCGCCGGCGAAACGACCCCAAUGACCCCAACUAUCACUAUCGCAAGCAUGCCCAGCGCAUGGACGUCCAGCCCUCGACCACCGGCAACGACCCUAUCAUGGAAGACGCCAUGGAGGCUGAGACGGUCAGCUCCGACAGCACCGACCUGAAGCCGCCACACAUGCGCAAUGCUUCUGGAGGAGGUUACAACGAUAAACAGGCGCCAUUGGACGACGAGUCGCCGCGUGGGGUGCGCAGGCCGACGAGGAGCAAGACAAUGGAGAAUCUGGAGAAGCAGCGCCAGAAGGAGAAGGACAAGAUGCGACCCCCGAGUCUGUGGAAUGUCUACUGCGCCAUCAUCACAUUCUGGUGCCCGGAUGCGGUUCUCAAGUGCUUCGGCAAGCCGCAGAAGGCGCAGCAGCGUGCUUGGAGGGAGAAGGUUGGACUCGUCAGCAUCAUUCUGCUCAUCUGUACUUUUGUCGGCUACCUCACAUUUGGUUUCACCGAGACUGUUUGCCCCUCGAGCGGCAACGUUCGCCUGAGGGUCAAUGAAGUCGGCGGAGGAUACAUGAUCAUCCAUGGCAAGGCCUACGAUUUGGCUCAGUCCACGCAUCCGCUCGCACGAGGGGUCCCCUCGGGCGCCAACGUCCUUUUCGACCUUCCCGAGAAGCACAGUGGACAAGACGGCAGUUUCCUCUUCCAGAACGUCAACGGUGCUUGCAAGGGGCUUAUCACUGCCAAAGCCGACUCAGGCAUCCCGGAUGUGAACGGCAACUUGGGUUGGUACUUUCCUUGCCGCACUUUCAAUCAGGAUGGUUCCAGCAAGCCCAACACUACCUUCCUCGAAUACAACGGCUUCCAGUGCCAUACCUCGGAUAAUGCCCGCAAGGCCUUUUACGGCCUUCGGAAUGCUGGAGAUGUAUACUUCACAUGGGACGACAUUCGCAACAGCUCGCGCAACCUAAUGGUCUGGGGUGGAGACGUCCUCGAUCUGACCCUUCUCGACUGGUUCAAUACUUCGUCGGUAGAUAUUCCGACCAUCUUCAACGAAAUCAAGAGCAACCCAGCAGUACGAGGUAUCGAUGUUACACGUGCCUACUCUUCCAGCUACGAGAAGCAGGUGGCGCGCUGCUUUACCGAGACCAUCAAGGUCGGCUCCAUAGACACAGAAAGCAUUGGCUGCAUCGCUUCCAAGGUCGUCCUUUACGUUUCGCUCGUCUUCAUCCUGGCUGUCGUCAUGGCCAAGUUCGUGCUUGCUCUGACCUUUCAAUGGUUCCUUAGCAGAAAGUUUGGCGCUGAUAAGACUUCCACCGGCAAGGCAGACUCAAAGCAGAGGAAGCAGCAGAUUGAGGAGUGGAGUGAUGAUAUCUACCGCCCACCACCACGUCUCGCAGACCCCGCCGCUGGACCUGAUCGAUCGAGCAAGCGCGGUAGCACAUUCUUGCCGUCUACCUCUAGGUUCACCAGUCCCUACGCUAUGGAGAAAUCAGCCAAGAUCCGUGCGCCGCCAACAACAAUGACCAGCCAGAGCGCUGCUUCCCGCCUGCUUUCGUCCAACAACGGCAUGUACAGACAACUCAACGCCAGCCAAGGCACGCUCCCAACGACAUACUUCGAAAACAAGAACCAGGGCCAAUCACGAUCAAGCUUACUUCUUUCGGGAUCAACUGAGAACCGCUACUCUAGUGUCAUCGGCGAAGAAGGGCCUGGUCCAUCUGGUUUCAUCCACGAAGCCGUCGUUCCCCAGCCCCCUCCUGAAUGGCAGCCUUUCGGUUACCCUCUGGCUCACUCGAUCUGCCUGGUCACCGCGUACUCCGAGGGUGCGGAAGGCCUGCGCACGACUCUAGAUUCCAUUGCCACUACCGACUACCCCAACAGCCACAAGCUCAUUCUCGUCAUUUGCGACGGUAUGAUCAAGGGCCAGGGUGAAGACCUCACCACACCGGAGAUUUGCUUGGGUAUGAUGAAGGAUCACGCAAUCCUUCCUCACGAGGUUCAAGCAUACUCUUACGUUGCAGUCGCUAGCGGUUCGAAGCGUCACAACAUGGCCAAGAUCUAUUCCGGAUUCUACGACUAUGGCGAGGACUCUCGUAUCGCCUCGGACAAGCAGCAACGUGUUCCAAUGAUGGUCGUCGUCAAGUGCGGUACACCGGAUGAGGCGACAAAGUCGAAGGCUGGUAACCGUGGCAAGCGUGACAGUCAGAUCAUCCUCAUGUCGUUCUUGCAGAAGGUCAUGUUUGACGAGCGUAUGACGGAGCUUGAGUUCGAGAUGUUCAACGGUAUCUGGAAGAUUACUGGCAUAUCGCCAGACUUCUACGAGAUAGUGCUCAUGGUUGACGCUGAUACCAAGGUCUUCCCAGACAGUCUGACACACAUGGUUUCCGCCAUGGUCAAGGAUCCCGAGAUCAUGGGUCUCUGUGGAGAGACAAAGAUCGCGAAUAAGCGGGAUUCGUGGGUUUCGAUGAUCCAGGUGUUCGAAUACUUCAUCUCGCAUCACCUGGCCAAGUCUUUCGAAUCGGUAUUCGGAGGUGUCACUUGUCUCCCCGGGUGCUUCUGCAUGUACCGCAUCAAGGCUCCUAAAGGUGGUCAGAACUACUGGGUGCCCAUUCUGGCUAACCCUGAUGUCGUCGAACACUACUCGGAGAACGUGGUCGACACGUUGCACAAGAAGAACCUGCUCCUGUUGGGCGAGGACCGUUACCUCUCGACACUAAUGCUCAAGACAUUCCCCAAGCGCAAACAGGUCUUCGUCCCCCAAGCCGUCUGCAAAACCACCGUACCGGAUGAGUUCAAAGUCCUACUGUCACAACGUAGGCGAUGGAUCAAUAGUACUGUCCACAACUUGAUGGAGCUGGUACUAGUGCGAGAUCUGUGUGGCACCUUCUGCUUCAGCAUGCAGUUCGUUGUGUUCAUUGAGCUGAUCGGAACACUGGUUCUGCCGGCCGCCAUUGCCUUUACCUUUUACCUAAUUGCCAUCGCCAUCAAAGCAGCGGUCCUGCACACGGCGGCGCCCGUCAUCCCUCUUGUCCUCCUUGCGCUCAUCUUGGGCCUGCCAGCGGUUCUCAUCGUUGUCACGGCUCACCGCUGGUCUUACGUCGCCUGGAUGUUUGUCUACCUGCUGUCGCUUCCCAUCUGGAACUUCGUGCUUCCUACGUACGCGUUCUGGAAGUUUGAUGACUUCAGUUGGGGCGACACCCGGAAGACGUCAGGCGAGAAGACGAAGAAGGCGGGUCUGGAGUAUGAAGGCGAAUUCGAUAGUAGCAAGAUUACGAUGCGGAGAUGGCACGACUUCGAAGCAGAGCGUAGACUUAGGACACCUGGCGGGGGGUGGUCACAGACGACGACAUCGGCUGGGGGAUGGCAGCAGCAGCAGCAGCAGCAGCAAGGAUAUGAGCCGUACUAUGACAACUGAUUUUCGCAUGGUGGCGUUGCUUGGGAAGGGAAUCUGUCCUGUCGUUUGCGCGGCGGGCUAAAAGACUGCAUAUUGUACUACGUUGCUUCUCACUGCAUUGCCAGGAUGCUCGGGUGUCUUCUCACGCCAUUUCGCUCACUUGUAAGGGUACUGUAGAUGUUGGAACGGGCCGGUACAGAGGCCAUUUAGAAUAAUUGUAGGCUUAAUGCAUUCAUCCAGCAUGGGGGAACUGGUAGCACACGGCGCAACGUCGUUGAAGUUGCGGCAGCUUGUCCUGUCUCCACUAUGCACUGACAUUCCUCGCCGUGUGGCGGCUGUCGUGGAGUGCCAGCGACUGCGUGCACAACAUACUCGUGCGCGUCUUGGCUGGAGGUGCCCGUCGCACACAAC
Molecule: messenger RNA, 4440 nt
Organism: Didymella exigua CBS 183.55
Lineage: Eukaryota; Fungi; Ascomycota; Dothideomycetes; Pleosporales; Didymellaceae
Product: glycosyltransferase family 2 protein
Exons: 4
Coding region: 385-4050 (1221 amino acids)
Cellular component (GO): cell septum; cell periphery
Molecular function (GO): chitin synthase activity
Source: RefSeq, a predicted model, not a curated record